Molecule: messenger RNA, 1131 nt
Organism: Camelina sativa (false flax)
Lineage: Eukaryota; Viridiplantae; Streptophyta; Magnoliopsida; Brassicales; Brassicaceae
Source: RefSeq, a predicted model, not a curated record
AUGGACUUAAUCAGCUCCUUGCCGGAUGCGAUACUCCAACAUAUCCUCUUCUUUGUUCCGACGCAACUCGCCAUCACAACUUCUAUCUUGUCUAGACGAUGGAGGCAUGUAUGGUCUGAUACACCUUCUCUUUCCUUUGAUGAUAGUUAUGGGCCGCCAGUGCAUGCUGCUUGGAUAAACGAAACCCUAACUCGCUACACAGCUCCCAAGAUGAUCAAGUUUCAUCUCAACACCAGGAUGAAUCCCACUGUUUCCAGCAUGAACAGGUGGAUCCAGUUCGCCAUGUCCCGCAACGUGGAGAAUCUAUCCCUCUGCGUCGGUAUUGUUGGUGAUUAUAAAUAUAGUAUUCCUGAUUUCUUCUGGACCAGUUCGUCUAUCAAGCAACUCAACUUUGAGUUACCAUAUUCUUAUAUCAUUCCCUCAUGUUCUGUAUCUUGGACAUCGCUAAAGAAGUUGUCCUUGUCUAACUGUUAUCUCUCCGAUGAAUCUCUUGCUAAGAUUCUAUGUGGUUGUCCGAUUCUCGAAAGCUUAAAAUUGAAUCAUUGUCUACAUCUUAGCGUUCUUGAUCUCAGCAAAUCGCUGGGCGUGAGAACAAUAGAAAUAGCCUGCACCGGUUUUGUGUCGGGGCCAAUGCAGAUUGUGGCACCACAUGUCCAUUCUCUCAGAUUGCACAACUUUAAGCCACCAUGUGCUUUAGUAGAUGUCUCGUCUUUAACUGAAGCUAGAGUGGACGUUUCCUGUCACUCAGUUCGAGAGACAUUGAUUGCUUAUCUAUUUCAAUUCCUUCGUGAAAUGCUAGAGAAGUUGCAGAAUGCAGAGAAGCUUACUUUUGGGUGCAACAUUCUUCAGAACUAUUGUGACGACUGCGUGGGCGUGGGAGGUUGGAGAUCAAAAGAUGGAGCCUCUUGGAAUAGAUCCCACUGGGAAUUAGAGUCGAAGCGCGUGGCUUCAUUUGUGAAACUUGUGCUUAAAAACGCAAAUGCAUUAGACAAGAUGGUUCUACAGUUAUACGGAGAUUACCCUAGGUUUAAGUUUGAAGAGUUGGUUCAAACACUUCCUCACAACAAUACUAUCUCCAUUGUGCUCUCAACCAGGCAGAAUGGCACACAUCAUAUGAGUGGUGAAUCAUAG